This is a messenger RNA of Moneuplotes crassus, 2179 nucleotides long. Lineage: Eukaryota; Ciliophora; Spirotrichea; Euplotida; Euplotidae. The record is from the annotation of a GenBank genome assembly.
CAUCAUUUUUUAUUGAAAAUAUUAUGCAAAAGGUGUUAAUUAUUAUACCAUAUCCCUUAUGCAGGACGAUAAUAAUAUAAAAUCCAAGAAGAUCUUCCUAAUCCGGAAGCAGCCUGACACUUAUUAUAAUUUAUUGAAAAAUGAACACGAAAUUGUCAUUCCAGGAGCCCCUGAGCCCAGGCCAGUGACUAAUUUGACAAGAGUAAUAAACAGAAGAUUAAAGCAAACAGCCACUUUUGACUCAGAAUGGCAGGAUAUGGUGCUGAUAAGAUUUUGAGUUCAAGUCAAAAAGCUUAUUUUUGAGGAUAGAUUCCUCUGGUGUUCAAAAUUUUAUCAAGAAAGUACAUUAAAACCAUUCUGAUAUCAGCUGCUUCUUGACAAGAUAGGCCCUCAGUACCUCAGAGAAAUCGGCGACCAAGAACAAAGCAGACUAAUUGACACUUUGUGAAGAAUUAUUGAUGUAAAAUGCCAAGAAUUCAAGCGUAUCCAUGGAAUAAAGCAUAUAAUGUAUGACCAAAGAACCCAGAGAAGAUGCAAACUCCUGAACUCGAAGGCAAGCAAAGAUGGCUCCAAAGGAAUAAGGAUAAAGCUUGUCAUUGACAAGCAAGACCUGGAACUUAUAUACGAUCCUUUUUGAAAGUAUCUUUCUCCUGAGACAGCAGCAGAGAUAUUCCUUAACAAAUCUGGAUUGAAUAUUUACCUGAGAAACAUGGUUGCUUAUUGUAUUAGAAUACAGACUUCAGAAAAUAUCUUACAACAAGGAUUUGAAGAGAUGAAGAAAACCAGUGAUGAAGAGAUAGAGCAGAUUGAGAGGCAGAUCAACCAGACCAAAAUUGCUAAAAUAGAUCUACUACAAGCAGAGGAUGAAGCUGAUGAUAAUUCUAGUAGAAGAGGACGUAGGCCUAAGUACGAUCAAAUCCAUGAUGCAGAUGGAUUCAAGGAUAUAAUAGAGUUUUCAGAGUCCUCUAACAAAAUUCAGCAUGAUAUUUUCAUUGACAAGCUGGAACCUUCCGAAGACCAAGAUGAUCAGAGUAUAUUAACUGAGGAAUUUUCUAAAUUACUAAAUACUCAUGAUGAAGAUUCUGAUAAUAUAAACAACUUAGAAGGAAUGUUUGAUCUCUUGCCAAAGGACAUACAAUAUGUAGACCCAUCGAAGAUUGAUGAGAACGAAGCGAACGACUUGAGUACAGACGCACUGAUGCCAAUCAGCAUCGACCUAAACCCUUUGAAGAAUCUAAGCACCAAUACAAAAAAUGAAGAUGAUGCUGUUAUUGGAAGUGAAAGUGAACCCAAUGAUGAACAGAAGAAAAUCAGAGAUUUGAUCAAGCAGAACACUAAGAAAGAUUUUAGAGUAGUUGUUCCAGGGAGUAAGAAGAGAACUGAAGUCUUGCAAGAAAUCAGUAAUAAUCCUAAUAGAAUCGAGACUCAAGAGUCUAACUUAUCCAAUACUGAAGUUGAAACUUCUGAUCAACUAGAUUAUAACUUAGAGGAUGAGGCCAAGAAUAUUAGUCCUAGUGACAGUGAGUUUGAAGAACCACUCAGAAGAGCUCAUAUCCGAAAAUGUAGGCUUAAGGAGAAGAAAUCAAUGUAUUCCAAGUUUGGCAUUGAUGAGACUAACAAAGAAAAUUCAGACUAUAAAAAUAAGCCUCACAGUGUAGUGAAAAAUGCUCAGAAAGCUAUCUUGAAAGAGAGCAAACUUAAUGCUGUUUCCUCAUUAGGCUCUAGCUCGACUAGUUCCAGUAUCACCAAAACUGUAAUUCUCGAGUAUAACCAGAAUGUUACUUACAAUAAGAGGAAAGAAAGAUUUUUGAUAAAAAAGAAGGCUCUUACUGAAGAUAUCCUGCCGGAAGUAAAGCCAAGAAGACGGAGUACUAGAAUAGUCUCGAAGAAGAAGGUUAAGAAACAAUCUCUCAAGAUAGAUCCAUUGAUUCUGAUGACAGUACUUAAGCCAUCUAAAUGAUACCCAGGAUACUUUCUAGAGUCACUCAUAGUUGGAGAUGAUCUCAAGUGAUUUAAUGAACGAGAGCCUGAAACAAGAAGGAGUAGUAGAUCAAGAUCAAAUAAAUAUGAAAAUCUCUGUGAGAAUUCACUAACUCUAAAUGCUCGGUGAAAAGCUCUGAAUGCAAGACUCCCACUAACAAAGCGUCAGAUAGCUCAGUAUAAUAAAAAUCAGGGCUAA